AAAGGUUGGCAAAUACUAGGAUAAGUGGCAAACUUGGAGUAAACUUUUUGUCAAAGACUUUCACUCUGUGUACAAUUUAAGAUCAGCUUUGUCAUGAAGAAGAUGAAGGACUUGCAGUUACUGGGACAUCCAUGAAAAAAGAGAUUGAAAUGGGUAGUACACUAUGAAGUAUAGCCCAAGGUAACAUCUCUUAUAACUUAGACACAUACUAUCUGAAUUUUUCAUAGGAUUUAGAAAUAGUCUUAAUUUGAUUUACAAGUGAUACACGGAAGUUAAGAAGUUUGUAGUAGAAGAAAGGUAAAGGAAACAAUGUUUUUUGUUUUGUUUUUCUGAGACAGAGUCUUGCCCUGUCACCCAAGUUGGAGCUCAGUGAUGCAAUCUCCGCUCACUACAACUUAACGCUUCCCGGGUUCAAGCAAUUCUCCUGCCUCAGCUGCCCAAGUAGCUGGCAUUACAGGCCUCCAACACCACGCCCAACUAAUUUUUGUAUUUUUAGUAGAGACAGGGUUUCACCAUGUUGGCCAGGCUGUUCUCGAACUUCUGACCUCAAGUAAUCCUCCUGCUUCAGCUUCCAAAAGUGCUGGGAUUACAGGCGUGAGCCACCCCACUCCACCGGAAACAGUGUUAAGAUAAUUCUGUAUUGAUGUUUUUGGGCAAAUCCCUCCUCCCUCUCUUCUUCUCUCACAGAAUCUUCUUCCUAGCCUCAUAAGUAUGGAGGUAGACAUGAGCUACCCUUUAUUGUGUGCUUGGCGCUAUAUAUAUUCCUGCAUAUUCUUAUGGCCUCUUGAAGUAAGUAUAAUUAUACCUUUAAGGAGGAAACAGGGUCUUCAAGCUCACACAGAUAAGUGGUGGCAGUAGAACUGAAACCUAGAUCUCUGUGACAAAAUUCCAUGGUUUGCAAUCAUGCCCUUUUCAAGGCACGAUUCAAGUUUCAAGCUCUUUUCCUCCACGUGGGUCCAUUUCUAUGGACUUUUGCAGGAUGCUUUACCACUAUGAGCCUUGAGUUUUUCAGUAAGAUCAGGUUAUCAGUAUCUACAGUCAGAAUUGCUAUAAGGGUGAACUCAGAUAAAGGUCUGUUUAAAGUACUUAGCACAGAACCUCGUAGAGAGUUGUCCUUCAGUGAACAAUCACUAUUAUUACUCUGUCACUGUUGUUGUUAUUACUGCUGUUGAGAUUAUGAUGUCAGGCUUUCCAGACAGUUGUCUGGUAAGUUCCGUUCAAUUGUCCUACAUGAAUUAAAGUCCUACUAUGAGCAGGUUACUACUACUAAACUGUAGCUCCUCAUGAGAUGUUUAUCUGGAAGUAAGUGAAAAUAAUGUGAGUGAAGUUGUAUUGCGUUAAAGACAACACCAGGGAAGCUCUUCAGACUUGAAGAUAAGACCUUAGUAUUUAAACUUGUAUAUUUGCAGAAAGUUAGGCACAAAAUUGCACUAGAGACUUUUUUAACUAAAUUAAACCAAAUAUCAUCAGAUGCCUGUGUGUACAAAGCCAUAAUAAACCUGGAAAUAUCCCUGGGGAGGCAAGAGCUCCUAGCAUUUCAGAACAGGCUGAUUUGAUCAUCAUUUAGAGAGCUCUUCCAUACCUUUGGGCUGCUUUCUUUUCCUAUGGCUGCAGCACAUUUUAAUGGAAAACAAGCCCAUAGGUAUCUCAUUUGAGGGGCCGGGGUGUUUGUGUGCUUUGUCUUCCCACAGUAAGAAAUUGCAUCCUUCCCCAUGGGCUCUGAUUUUCUCUAAUGUAAAGAUGUCAUUGUUACUGUAGAUAAAAGCAACACACUGUCAGAAUCACAGAGAGCUAAGAGGUUGGAGUUUACCUAGGUCCCAUUUCCAUUGUAUUUGAAGAUAGACGUUUGAUAAGUUUUCACAGAUCUUUUGAGAGCACAUAAUAUAUAUAAUUUUGCUACACAUGUUGUUCUGCCACACCCAGAUGCAAACUUCUAAAGGCACUGCAGAGUACAUCCUGCCACCAGCUGAGAAAGAGAAAAAGAGAAGUAUGGAAGAAGGGAGAUAAUUCUUGCCUGUUAAAAAAAUGAGUUUACUUUCCUAAUAAAAUAAAUCUAAAAUUGGCCAUUGUCAUCGUGUGAUGUUAACAACCAGCUCUUUUGGCAAGUUUGAAAAUACUGGGCUCCAUUAUAAAAGCUAAAAAUGUCCUGGACCUGGAGUUGUUUACCCAGAGCAUGAGCUGCUCUAAAGUUACAGAGCUCUGGUUGGAAGAGGUGGCUUGAAGGCCGCCUCCAAGUAACUGACGUCACAGUAGUCUCAGCUGCUGCUGUGACACUAAGCUGAGCAGCUUUUUGACUCGUAAAAGUGGUGAAGGUUUCAAAGGGACUUGUCAGUACUGCUCUGUGGAAUGGUUGGACUUAUUUUGCAUCCUCUUUUCUUGUAAAGAAUUGAGAUUCACCGAGCUGAGACUUUUCUCUUUAAGACAGCUAGUCCUCCACUCUACUUUCUUCCAUUGCUAGAUUGACCAGUGGUCUAGCAUCCAUAGGAUUUCUCCCCAGUGCAAACAGGCUUUAUUUUAAAGGCAAGUGAGACUGCUUCAAAUAAAACAACUUCAAGCUUCCAAGAAACAGUUAAGAGGAGGCAGAGAGGAGCAGAAACACUUCUUUGCCGACACUGACACUGUUGCCAUGGACCUACAUAAGCAGUGGGAGAACACAGAGACUAAGUGGCAUAAGGAAAAGAUGGAAUUACUGGACCAGUUUGACAACGAAAGAAAGGAAUGGGAAAGUCAAUGGAAGAUUAUGCAGAAGAAAAUAGAAGAGCUUUGCCAGGAAGUAAAGCUUCGGAGGAAAAUCAAUAUGAAUGAACGUGCUAAGAUCAUUGAUCUUUACCAUGAGAAGACCAUUCCAGACAAAAUAGUAGAAUCUUCCCCAAAUUACCCUGAUGUAGGACAAUGUGAAUUUACAAGGAUGAAUCUCAAAGAUGGUCUGAGAAAUGAAAAUAAAACAGAACAGAGCUUAGUCAGUGGAGGAAAUCAAAUGUGUAAGGAACAAAAAGCAACAAAAAAAUCAAAAGUAGGGUUUUUGGAUCCUCUGGCUACAGACACCCAAAAAGAAUGUGAGGCCUGGCCUGACCUGAGUACUUCUGAGGAAGAGAACAAGAGCUGUUCUGGCGCCCUCAAUACAGCUCUUGAAGAACUUGUGAAGGUUAGUGAAGAACUGUGCAGCUUUCAAGAGGAAAUUCAAAAGCGGUCUAACCAUAGAAGGAUGAAGUCAGAUUCUUUUCUACAGGAAAUGCCAAAUGUAACUAAUAUACCUCAUGGGGACCCCAUGAUCAACAAUGACCAGUGCAUUCUUCCAAUCAGUUUAGAAAAAGAAAAACAGAAAAAUAGAAUGAAUCGGAACUGUACCAAUGUGCUCCAGAGCAAUUCUAUGAAAAAAUGUGGAACUGAUACAAUCGAUUUGAAAAGAAAUGAAACUCCGCCAGUUCCUCCUCCAAGAAGUACCUCUCGAAAUUUUCCCAGCUCGGAUUCUCAACAAGCCUAUGAAAGAUGGAAGGAAAGGUUAGACCACAACAGCUGGGUGCCCCAUGAGGGUCAAAGUGAAAGGAAUUACAACCCUCACUUCCCUUUGAGACAGCAUGAGAUGUCUAUGUUGUAUCCAAAUGAAGGGAAAACUUUGAAAGAUGGUAUCAUCUUUUCCUCUUUGGUACCAGAAGUCAAAAUAGAUAGCAAGCCUCCAAGUAAUGAAGAUGUUGGGCUUAGCAUGUGGUCAUCUGACAUUGGGAUAGGUGCAAAAAGGAGCCCCUCUACUUUGUGGUUUCAGAAAACCUGCUCUAUCCCCAAUAUUCCAAAAUAUGAAAUGGUGAUCCCAGAUUGCCCUGCUAAAUCUCAUCCCGAUCUUCAUGUAAGUAAUGACUGUAGCUCUUCAGUGGCAGAGAGCAGUAACCCACUUAGAAAUUUCAGUUGUGGCUUUGAAAGGGCUAUAAGGAAUGAAAAGCUGGCAGCAAAGACUGAUGAAUUUAACAGGACUGUAUUUAGAACGGAUAGAAAUUGUCAGGCAAUACAGCAAAAUCAAAGCUGCUCCAAAUCAUCGGAGGAUCCCAAGCCUUGUGAUACCUCAUCUACUCACACAGGUAGCAUAUCAGAAAGUAACAAGGUGUCUGGUAUUUGGAAAACCAGUGCCCACAUGCCUGUGCCCAUGGAAAAUGUGCCUGAUAAUCCCACCAAGAAAUACACAACAGACCUAGUCAGACAAAUGCAGGGACACCUAAGUCCUCGCAGUUAUCGUAAUAUGCUCCACGAGCAUGACUGGAGACCAAGUAAUUUGUCUGGCCGCCCGAGGUCAGCUGAUCCCAGGUCAAAUUAUGGUGUUGUGGAAAAGCUGCUGAAAACUUACGAAACAGCAACAGAGUCAACAUUGGAAACUUCUAAGUGCUUCCGGGAUAAUGGGACCAAAUGUAAUUCUGAUGUCAGUGGUGGUGCCACAUUAAGUCAGCAUUUAGAAAUGCUCCAAAUGGAACAAGAGUUUCAGCAAAAGACAGCUGUGUGGGGGAGACAGGAAGUGAAGCAAGGAAUAGAUCGGAAAAAGAUAACAGAGGAAUCCAUGUCAGUGAAUGCCACAAAUGGAAAAGGAUUUUCCCGACCUGCUAGACCAGCAAAUCGCCGUCUCCCCUCCAGGUGGGCAUCCAGAUCUCCAUCUGCACCCCCUGCCGUGCGGAGAACUACCCGCAACUAUACCAUUUCUCUGCGAUCCGAAGCAUCGAUGGUUUAAGUCUUUGGCCUGGAUUGCUAUGUUACAGAGGUUCUAGUCCCACUUGUCAAAUAGAGCAUUCUGAGUGUUUAUAGGCAGUCCUGUUCUCUUCCGACAAGCAAUUCAAAUCCUAACUUUCCAUCAGUCUUCAGUGUUUUUAAUCUAAGGAAUAAUUAUCUUCCUGUAUUUUGAUUUCUUAGAUCAGAAUUUUUUUAUGCCAUUCUCAUUAAUUUUCCAAUAUGAUAUAAGUUGAAACACUGUAUAAUAUUGUAUAUUCUUUCUUGCAAGUGGCAGAAAGCGAGGUUAUGUGCAUGGCCCUGUGUUUGUAGGUGCAUGUGUUGAAAUAGGAAGUAUCCUAGUAUGUAUUUAGAUAUGAAAAACUUAUGUGCUACUGUUGACUUUGAAAUUAUAACAUGUAUACCUAUAUAUUCUUUGUGUUUAUUUCAAAGUUUUGAAAAUAUACAAUACUGUUUAUAUUUUGUAUACCUUUUAAUAGGUAUGCACUUAAGGCAUUUGCAGUACGGAUAUUAAUUAACCACUUCCUUGGCCCCCAGCUACAUUGAAAAAGAAGAAUUAUGCACACAUCUAACAUUGGUAGAUUUCUAAAGAUAACUCAUAAAUAAUUUCUUAACCCAUUUAAGGAUAAAAUAAUACCACUGAUUUCCUUGUUUAUUCUUUUUAAAUAAAAAUGUCACAAGUUUAAUAGAUCAGCUGUCUAAAGCAAGCAUAAAAUGUUCAUAAAUGUUUUAUGUAUUAUUUGGUAGUCUAGUAUGUCUUUAACUGCAUAUUUAAUCCUCAGAGCCAGUAUUAUGAGACUGCAUUAUAAAUGACAUGACUAAAUAAUGAAUUUAUCAGCCUCAGUAACAAACAUUUCCUAAAUAGAAUGCAAAAAGAAAUUAAAUGAUGUCGAAUUUUAGUUGUUCUUAAAAUUGUGGUAAGCUUUUAGUUUAGCUGCUUUACAUGGAAUUAUACAUACUUAGAGGUAAGUCAUUUAUUAUUUUUUUCUUUUUCUAACCUUUUUCUUAAAAUUAAUAGAUAACAAACUAAUUUACUAUUUUGCUAACAAGGAAGAUCAGGAAUAAUAUUUCAUUGAGAGCUGAAUUAUACUUCUUAUAGUGUGCUACAAAAACAAAAGGUUUAAACUAAACCUUGACACCCACAGUAGCAUCAGGAAUAGAAAUGCAUAUUUUGGCUAUAAUUUGCAUACAAUGAACACAUAAAAUCUAUAUUGAAACUGACAGAAAUAUGAAUGUUAAGGGGCUUGGAAUUCUAAAUGGAAGAUUUUAGAAGGAAAUUUGCUCUCUAUUGUCUCUAUAUAAAACCAAUUAUGUUAUGUUAUUAGCUAUUAAUUCUACUUAAGCUUUUCUUUUACUAAGAAAAUUCUUAUGCCAAACAUAUUACAAGAGUCAUCUCCUUAUGAUGUAUUCGAAGCAUUUAGAGAAAUUUACUUCAUUUUACACCAUGACCUGAGAUAAAGAAAAUAAUUUUCAAGUUGUAGACUUCCUUGAAAGGCUUAAGAUGGUAGCAUGGUGAUGUUUAGAUUCAUACUUUACAGUUUCAGGAGUUAAGUGCAAUUAAACUUAUAGAAUGAUUUGGAUCAGAUGAUAACUAAGGUCUAUAAAUCUACUCUUUUAAUUCUUAUUUCCUUCAGGAAGAUCCUUUUCCAUAGGAAGCUAUCAAAGAAAACGGUCACCAAGUAAUAUCACUCUCAUAAUAUGCUUUCCAGCUAGAGGGGAGGAAACACCAGAAAAGUAGAACCUUGGGUCAUAAAAUGAUGGACCUGUUAGGAAAAUGCUGUUGAGUGACAAUGAAGAGCCUGCCCAAGGACUGUGCAACUGAUAUGUUCCUCCAUCACGGUAUCCCAAGUAGGCUGGUAUGAUCUGUGCUUCCUUCAAAUAUUGAGGAUCUCCUUUAAAAAAUGAAAUUUCUGAUCUCACCCUGUAAUCACUAAAGCAAAAUUUCCAUGGGUAGGGACUGGGACUCUCUGGAGCCUUUAAUAAAACAAAAAAGCAAAAUAUUGAUGAUCAGGUAGAUUUGAAAACAGUGACAUUGAUUGAUCUCUGAAUGGAUGGAUACCCUGGGGUGGUCACUUUUUUAUUCCUAGGACUUGCCUUUGUUAUCUGUAAAUUAGAAUGGCUACACUUUCAGGCUUUACAAUUUUAAGCCAGUUUUUUCUAUUAACAGUUCAAUGAACCAAUGGGACACAUUUUAACACCUUUUUAUGUUGACAAAUUAGAGUUGAGAAAAAUAAACUAGCAUCUAGCCCAACCCCUUAACUGUAAAAUUGAAAAUUUAAGAUUAUUUGAAUGUUCUGUUUUCUCUUUUUAAAUAUUUUAUAAUUCUUAAAUGGAAAAGCCUAUUAGGUAAAUGGAAAUAAUCCUUGAAAAUAUUUUUUGAUGUUUUGUGAUUUUUUACUGGUAAAUUUCUACUUUAGGUGGGCAUUUUCUUCCCAACAAUAUACUCUUUAUUAUGCUAUCAUUGCUAGAUUUAAAGGGACUUGUAAGCAUUUCUGGAAAUAUUUGAUUUAAAAACAUAUAUUAAUAGAUGUUUUCCCUAGCAGACUUUUGGAGCAAAAAUAUUAUUAUAGUUCAGCAAAGGAUUACUGAUAUAAUGAGCUGAUCUCAAAAAGGAAUAAGAAUGAGGCAGAGAAGAGUACUUGAGUUUCUGUGUGAGUGUGUGUGUGUGUGUGUGUGUGUGUGUGAUAUAAGUUCUCCAUAUUGCCUUAUGUCCCAAAGCCAAAUAUAAAAAUAUAAAUGAUGCUUUGUAUAAUUCAUUUUAUCAAAAAUUACCCAUAACUUUCAUUUGUUUUUAUAUAGACAAUGAAGAUGAUCAUAUUUCAUUUUGCAGAUGUGGCCAUAAAAUAUUAUUUACUACUAACUACAUAGGUGAUUUUACCAGGUUUAGUUAUCCUGAGAAAACAUCUGGACUUAAAAGAGUUUCUGCUUCCCUACAAAGAUCUUUAAAAUUAUUUUUAGACAAAUUUAUGAUAAACAACUGCUUGAUAUUGAAAUCUCCUUCAGCUGUUAGCAGCUAUCAUAUAAAGUAGGCAUAAAAAACAACUGUGUGUGGCAUUUGUAUACAUUGAGAACAUUUUUCUUUCCCUCCUUUUCUUCAGUGAACUCCAGAAAGUUGAGUAUCUUAUGAAAUCUAAAUUCAGAUAUGUACACUGUUCACUCUGGCCUCUUCCAAAAUAUCUCUAGAUAGUAGAAUUGAAGCCAAACCUUCCUGACUUCCUGCUCCUGGCCACACUAAACUCUGUAUGGCUUCUCAUACACUGACAUCCUCUCUGUACCCAUUUAACUGCUAAUUGAGUCUGAUAAAAGUCUUCUUUGAAAAAAGUUUUCACUUUUAAGAUUUGCAUUUACAUCAUAAAAUUAAAUCACUUUCAGGAAAAUCACAUUUUUAUUAUAGUACUAUUUGCUUUAAAUUCUGCAUGUUUUUCCUAAGUAGCAAAUACAUAUUAUCAGAACUUACAACUAUGACUUGUUCAUCUUACCCUGAAAAUAUGUUCCUACAAAAAAAAAUGUGCUUUGCACAUCAAAAACAAAAAUUGGGGAUGAGGGGUUCUACAGACAAGUACCAAAGAUGAUUUCUCAUCAUGUUUACUGUAUGCAUAUUCAUCAUAGAAAAUAAUUUUUUGUUUUAGUGGGAAUAAAAUCAUGAUACUUAAAAUCUGUACACAUUUAAAUGAUCGUAUUAAUCCAAUAGAUUAAAUUAAAAAUUCCUAGGAAAAAUUCUGUUUAUAUGAAGCUAUGGAGAAAUCUAGAAAUUAGGGAAGGGUCUAGAUUUUGAAAGACCUAGGAACUCAGAACAAGUUCAUUUAGAGGUGGGAAACCAGAGAUUCAAAGAGGUCUGCAUGGCUGCCAAGGUUACAGGGACAAAAUCUAAGCCUGGACUCACUCAUGUUCUGCUCUCCUGUAUAAACGUCCUGUGUGCAUCUGUGACUUUAUUGUUUGCAAAGCACAUUCAUAUUCCUGACUUUUCUGCUUCUUACAAUAAAUUUCAAGGCAGGCAUAGUGAUUUCUAAGUAGGAAGGAAAAGUUAAGUAGUUAAGAUAAUAAUUUGUAUAAAUAUUUUCCAAGAUGAGAGUUAAAUAGAUGACUCUUCAGACUCCUAGCUCAGGCUCUUUUCCCAGCCUUCUUCUCCCAAGGAAGAGAAAAGAAAAAAAAAAGGUUGAACAGCUCUUUUUCAUUUCUGUCUUGUUGCAUUUUAUACAUGACACUGAAAUUAUUUAUCCUUGCUCUCAUUGAGAGUUUCUGUUCAUUCUUUCAGUGAUCAUCAAAAGUCAUCACCCUGACUUAAAUGGUGUUAUCAAAUUCAAGAAGUUGUGAACAAAAUAUUUCCACUUUUAAUGCCUUUACCCUGAUUGCAUAUAAAUUUUGUAUGUAGGACAUGAGGUUGAAGUAAACCCAACAAAUAGCCAAGCAGUCUUCAUCUAUAGCAUCAACUGAAUCCUGACUUCAGUCUUCAAAAAAAUGGGAGAAUAGUUUCACACUUUGUAAGUUUUAUAUACUCCAGAAUAAAUAAGAGCAGUUUGCUUGAAAUAUUGGUUCAUUUGUGCUGCUAUAACAAAACACCAAGACUGGGUGAUUUAUAAAGAAUAGACAUUUAUUUCUCUACAGUUCUGCAGGCUGGGAAGUCCAAGAUAUAUCUGCAAGCAGGUUCAGUAUCUGGUGAGGGCUGCUGUGUGGUUUCAAGGUGGUCCUCAUUGCUGUGUCUUCACAUGGCAGAAGGGGCCAACACUAUUCCCACAUGGAGAAACAGCAGAAUAGCAAGAAGCAGCUGAAUGCUGUGUGAAGCUUCUUUUAUAAGGGCCUUAAAUCCUGUUCAUGAGGGAGGAGCUUUUAUAAUCUAAUCACCUCCUAAAGGCCCUACCUCUUAAUAUUGGAGAUUAACUUUCAACAUGAAUUUUGGAGGGACAUAUUCAAACCAUAGCAAGCAUACAGUAAUUUCCAAUAUAUAUCUCACUCGAAAUUACAGUCACAUGCUACACAAAACCAGUUCAAUGCACAUAUGUGAUGAUAAGAUUAUAAUACAAUAUUUUUGCUAUGCCUUUUCUAUGUUUACAUAUACAGAUACCUAACAUUGUGUUAUAAUUGCCUUCAGUAUUCAGUACUGGUACAGGUUUGUAGCCUAGGAGCAACAGACUAUACCAUCAACCCCAGGUGUGUAGUGGGCUACACCAUCUAGGUUUGUGGAAGUACACUCCGUGAUGUUUGCUCAAUGAUGAAAUUGCCUGAGGGCACUUUUCUCAGAACAUGUCCCUGUUGUUAAGCCAUGUGACUGUAAUUGUGCUCUGCUGCCAGUUUCUUUUUGAAGCUUUAUUUUUCAAUUACUUACUCAUGGCAAUUUUAUAAGAAUCAUUAAACAAAUUUAAUCCAGCUAUUUGGGAUCUGCAGAUUUUUUCUUACAUAAUGCUGAUUAAUCUCAAAAUCGAAUUGUCUAACCUGAACUAUAUAUUUGUUUAUUUCAAUGUUCUUAAAAGUUUCUGUUUAAAGUUAACCCAGUAAAGAGUUUUUGUGAGUUAAUGAUAA
Callithrix jacchus (white-tufted-ear marmoset) is the source of this 10224-nucleotide messenger RNA. Its product is annotated as KIAA0408 ortholog. The record is from RefSeq and is a predicted model, not a curated record. NCBI's taxonomy places the organism in Eukaryota, Metazoa, Chordata, Mammalia, Primates, Cebidae.